AUGCUUUCAGAACAGGGUCACCAUCGUAAACCAGCGACCAGAAUGAGGAAAGGUGGUACGAAGCGUAAGCGCGAUGAUGACGACGGUGAUGUUUCUAUGCAAGGUGAUGAUGACGAUAGUAGAAGUGGUGUUGCCGUGAAGGUUGAACCUCCUAAAGGCCGUGAGAAAGACCCUGAGUUUUCGGCUCCUAAAGGACAGAAACUCGUUGAUCUCGAUGACGAAUCUCAUCACAGUGCCGGAAAAGAAAGCGAAGGGAACGUCAUCGAACAAACACACUAUAUUGUCGUACCUUCAUACGCAGCGUGGUUUGAUUACAACGCUGUUCACCAAAUCGAGAAACGAGCGGUGCCAGAGUUUUUCAAUGGUCGCAACAAAAGCAAAACUCCGGAAGUGUAUCUCUCAUAUCGUAACUUUAUGGUCGAUACGUAUCGGCUGAAUCCUUUUGAAUACCUCUCAGCGACAGCUUGUCGAAGAAAUCUUGCCGGAGACGUGUGUUCUAUUGUGAGAGUGCACUCGUUUUUGGAGCAGUGGGGCUUGAUAAACUACCAAGUUGAUUCCGAUGCUCGUCCAGCUCCGAUCGCUCCUCCGGCUACAAGCCAUUUCAUGGUGCUGGCUGAUACCCCAACAGGCGUUCAGCCCAUUUGUCCUGUUGUGUCAAACGUUGUGACCGAGAAGAAGGAAGCUGAUGAUAGCGAGAAAACACCGAUUGAAAAGUUGUCCAGUGUGGGGCUCAAGACGGAUCAGUACCAGAAACAGCUAGCAGCAAUGAAGACGAAAGGAGCUGCACCAGGACGAGAUUGGACGGAUCAAGAGACACUUCUGCUGUUGGAAGGGCUGGAAAUGUUCAAGGAUGACUGGAAUAAGGUUUCCGACCAUGUAGGGUCGCGUACCCAAGACGAAUGUAUUCUGCGUUUCCUACAGCUGCCUAUACAAGAUCCUUAUUUGGGUUCUGAUGAUGCACAUGGUCCCGGAAGCGGAGAUUCAAUUUUGGGACCUCUGGCUUACCAGCCGUUGCCAUUCUCACAGUCUGGAAAUCCAGUGAUGUCCACAGUUGCAUUCCUUGCCUCAGUGGUGGACCCGAAAGUUGCCCAGGCAGCCACAAAAGCUGCAAUAGAGGAGUUUUCGAAAAUCAAGGACGAGGUGCCAGCUCUGGUGUUGGAAGCGCACGCGAAAAAUGUACAGGCCCAUGAAGAGAAAACUGGUGUACUUGAUGGAACUGUCGGUCUCGCCAAAUCAGGAAUCGCCACGGAUGAGAAGAAAGAAAAGGAAGGCGACGAAAAAAUGGAGACUGAUGAGGCCAGCAAACACGCUGAGGAAGCGACCGCGGAGCGAAAUGCUAAAGCUGCUGUGAGUGAAAGUGUCCAAGCUGCCGCUGGAGCUGCUCUUGCUGCUGCAGCCGUUAAAGCCAAGCAUCUCGCUACAAUUGAAGAGAGGCGCAUCAAGUCGCUUGUUGCUCAACUUGUAGAAACGCAAAUGAAGAAGUUGGAAAUGAAGUUGCGUCACUUUGAUGAAUUGGAGCAGAUCAUGGAUAAAGAGCGGGAAGCCCUUGAAUACCAGCGGCAGCAGCUCAUUCUCGAACGGCAAGCAUUCCAUAUGGAUCAAUUGAGAUAUCUUGAACAGCGUGCUAAGCAUGAGGCACACAGUAAAAUGGUCGCUGCUGGCCAGCUGCCACCUUCUUUGCCGCCUGGAUUUGAAGUGAGUGGACCACCACAACCCACCCCACAAGUGCAGGUUGCAAUCCCGCCUGCACAAGAACAAGCUCCAGCUCCUGAGAAAACGGAACCUCCACCUGAAACCACUGCAGCAGCGGCAGUAGCUGCCCGGGCGCCAACGCCUGGCCAACCUCCAGUUGUUCAGCAGCCACCUGCACAGGCUCCAGCUCCUCCACCAGCUCAACCACCACCCACUCAAGCAUAUCCUCCUGCUCCUCCUGCAACACAACAACCCAGCUAUCCACCACCUCAAGUAUAUCCUCCACAAGGUUAUCCUCAGCAGCCUCAGGCACAAAGUGCCUAUCAAGGAUAUCCUCCACAACAAGGUCACCCUGGAUAUCCACCACAACAAAGUGCUGCACCUGGUUAUUACGGUCAGCCGCGUCCAGGUGCGUAUCCACCACAACCACAACCAGGUGGGUAUCCUCCUCAACAGCGUCCACCAUAUCAAGGACAACCUCCUACUGGUUAUGCUGCUCAGCCGCCACCACAACGACCAGGUGGCUAUCCUGGCUAUCCUCCACAGGGACAUCCUGGCUAUCCUCCCCAGCAGUACGCGCCGCCUCCCGCUGGAUAUCCGCCACAAGCGGCUCAGCCUCCACCGUUGGACAUGAGUGAUGCUGCAACUCCACCUAUGCAUCAAGGCAAGUUCUUGGUCAACCAGGAGAAGUGA
This is a messenger RNA of Cooperia oncophora, 2385 nucleotides long. The record is from the annotation of a GenBank genome assembly. Lineage: Eukaryota; Metazoa; Nematoda; Chromadorea; Rhabditida; Trichostrongylidae.